Molecule: messenger RNA, 669 nt
Organism: Iphiclides podalirius (scarce swallowtail)
Lineage: Eukaryota; Metazoa; Arthropoda; Insecta; Lepidoptera; Papilionidae
Source: the annotation of a GenBank genome assembly
AUGUUAUUUUUGAAUAUUCAUCCCAUUUGGGAUAAUAAUCGACCCGUUCCACCAAGUAUCAUAUACACUGGUGGAUUACAUCAAGAACCCCAGAAAAAAUUACCCACAGAUUUAUCUUCUUUUCUAGAUUCAUCACGCAACGGAGUUAUAUAUUUUAGUUUAGAGCAUCCAAAAAUCAAACUUUUUAUAACCCAAGGUGGCUUACAAUCGACAGAUGAAGCAAUUACUAGUGGUGUUCCACUUAUUGGAAUACCAAUGUUAGGGGAUCAAUGGUUCAACACAGAGAAGUAUGUACAUCAUGAAAUCGGCAUGAAACUCGAUUUGGAGACCAUAACUGAAGAGAAUUUACGGACUGCUAUAGAAAAUGUAAUCAGUACUAAAAAGUACCGUGAAAAUAUACUGCGCUUACGUUCAUUGAUGCACGAUCAGCCACUAAGCUCGCUCGAGCGGGCGGUAUGGUGGACGGAACACGUGUUGCGUCACGGGCAGGCCGAGCAUUUACAGACGCCCGCUAAAUCUAGUAGUAUCUCAUGGGUAGAAUACUACGAGCUGGAAUUAGUGACGGUCCUGUUAUGCUUCAUAGCCUUUGCUGUUGGCGCAUGCAUUAUCUUGAUAUACGCUACAGUCAGAGGCAUUUCCCAUCAAACAUUAGUGAAGCUAAAAUUGAAC